Molecule: messenger RNA, 1341 nt
Organism: Lodderomyces parapsilosis
Lineage: Eukaryota; Fungi; Ascomycota; Pichiomycetes; Serinales; Debaryomycetaceae
Exons: 1
Coding region: 1-1341 (446 amino acids)
Biological process (GO): sulfite transmembrane transport; transmembrane transport
Cellular component (GO): plasma membrane
Molecular function (GO): sulfite transmembrane transporter activity
Source: RefSeq, a predicted model, not a curated record
AUGGAACAAGAUAGUAACUCGGACGUUGGACCUGAGUUGGAUGCAUCCUCAACCCACCAAAGCACGGCGUCACUAUCUUCAAAAUUGGCCCUGGAUCAAACUGCAAUGAAUGAUAGUCCGUAUGACACGCAAGGCAAUGAGGGUGAAAAAUGUUACCGAUCUACGCGCUUGACAGUAGGACAGUUUUUAAGAAAAGAGCUCAUUGAUGAUUUCCAUCCGUCCUACUUUGUUUCCUUCUUGGGAUGCGGGAUAACAGGUAACAUAUUCUAUGGUUUCCCCUAUAAAGCUCGUUGGUUAGAGAUUUGCGGUAUCAUCCUAUUUUGCAUCACCAUAUUCUUUUUCAUUGUCACAAGUGUUAUGUGUGUACUAAGUUGCUGGUUCUACCCUCGCCGAAUGGCACUAUAUAUUCACGAUUACAGUCAUUCGCUAUAUUUUGCAGUAUACUCAAUGGGAUUUAGCACUAUUAUCAAUGGAGUUAACCUACUAACGCAUGGGAGAUAUCCCAUCUUCCUUUGGGUCUUGUGGUGGAUAGGCGUUGUUCUAGCGGUUAUGAACACAGCAGUCAUUUUCUUCUUUUCAUUUUUGUCAAAAUUCAGUGCUCACAAAAUUGCUGAUAUCAAUGCUAGUAUCUUUAUGCCUGUGGUUUGUUGUUGCGUUGUCUCAUCGCCAGGUCAUCUUAUUGCUCCUGAAUUGGAAACCCGCAAUCAAAAGAUUAUAACUGAAGUUACAGCAUUGAUGUUGUUUUUUAUAUCAAUCAUGUUAUUUCAUGGUGUUGGGGCUAUUUUCAUGGUUAGAUUGAUCCUAUGCAAAAUACCAAGCACGUCACAAAUCUUUACCCAGUUUCUACCGAUUGGUUUCGUUGGUCAAAGUAGUUACAGUAUCAUGUUAUUCGGUAACAAUAUGUACAAUUUUAUCCCUGACGAUGCUUUAGCCAAAGCUUUUUUGGUUCCGUCAGCAUUAGGUGCUUAUCUUCUAUUGGCAGGAGGAUACAUUUACUUAUUCAUUGCUAUAGCAUCGUGCAUGUCAAAAAGCUCUCCGUUUGCCAAGAACCAUGACCCCGAUUGGACAACAAAGAGAUUUGGCUUGAUUAAAUGGAACAAAGGCUGGUGGACAAUGACAUUCCCUGUGGGUACCAUGUCCCUUGCAAAUAGCGAAGUGGCCAAGGGUGUUGCGGGUUACGAUUUUUUAUUUUUUAAGGUAAUGAGUGCGAUAAUAGGCGGCUCAUUAUUCAUUAUAUGCAUUGUAAACUUGAUUGGUUUGAGUUAUUGUAUUUGGGAAAGGUUUUACAAGGCGUUUUUUAUCAAAGAGGAUCAUAUUGAUGUUGUGUGUCAAAAAGUAUAA